Anneissia japonica is the source of this 4071-nucleotide messenger RNA. RefSeq names its product nucleoplasmin-like protein ANO39. Bases 119 to 1180 code for a protein of 353 amino acids. Gene Ontology annotation, molecular function: RNA binding; histone binding; chromatin binding. The record is from RefSeq and is a predicted model, not a curated record. Gene Ontology annotation, biological process: chromatin remodeling. NCBI's taxonomy places the organism in Eukaryota, Metazoa, Echinodermata, Crinoidea, Comatulida, Comatulidae. Gene Ontology annotation, cellular component: nucleolus; cytoplasm; nucleoplasm. The transcript has 13 exons.
AGUGCCAUUUUAAAAAACUUUUGAAAACGCACAUGUUCUUUACUCUACCUGACGGGUUUCAGGCUGCAGUGGUGUAAUACCUUUUGUUCAACAGUUCUUUUUUUAAAACAAGUUAAAUAUGGCAAUUAACAAAGAAUAUUUUUGGGCGGGACAACUGAGCAAGAAGAAGCCCUCUAUUACAUGGGACCCAAAGAUCGGAGAUGAGGAUGAUGAUGACAGCUUUGAGGAAAGCGCUGUUCAGCAUUUUCUAUUUUUGAAGCAGGCAGUUUUAGGAACUGAAGCUAAAGACGGUGAAAGAAAUGUGGUGCAGGUAGCUUCUGAGGACAUCGAUGGAGAGACAAUCAAACAACCUUUAUUUUCUCUUAAAAUUGGACUAAAUGAAUGUACAACAUUGGACGUAGGAUUUCAACCGCCUGUCACUUUCUCGUUAGUUUCUGGUAAUGGCCCCAUUUACAUGAGUGGACAACAUGCACUGGAGUUACAAGAUGAUAAAUUAGAUGAUUUUGAUGAUGAAGAUGAUGAAGAUGAGGUGGUAGAGGAAGAAGGGGACAUUCAAGAAAUGUUGAAGUCAAAAAAGAGGAAACGACCGAUAGAUACCCCAUCAGACAUAAACAAAAAAAAGCAACCUAAACUGGACCAAAGUGCAUCAUCUGGAAAGACUAGUGACGAUGAAGAUGACGACGAUGACGAAGAUGAUGAGGACUUUGAACCUAAAUUGGUCAAAAAUGCAGAUGAUGAUGAUGACGAUGACGAUGAUGAUGAUGACGACUUUGAAGAUAUGGAGGAUGAUGAUGACGAAGAUGAUGAUGAUAGUGAGGAAGAGGAUGAUGAUGAUGAGGACGAAGAUGAUGAGGAGGAUGAAGAUGAAGAGGAAGAAAAGAAAGCAACAAAGGUCCAGAAGAAACCAGCGAAGAAGCUAAAAAAGAACUCAAAAGUGAAUGGCGAAGCAAAGGCAGAAGUGAAAACAGCAGGUGGAGGUGAUGCAAAGGGGAAAGGAACACAGAAGAAAAAAGGAGGAAAACCACAGACCAUUCAGGAAAUUAAGGAUGACAUUACAAAGUCGCCUGGCAAGCCCAAGAAAGAAGCCAAAUUCUUUAAUUAUGUGAAGAAUACAUACCGAAUAACAGACACACAGAAAUUACAAGAACUCUGGAACUGGCACAAGAACACUAAUUUGUAAUGAGUUUGAAGACAAUCAAAAUGUAAAAUUUUGCUAAGCUGCAUCAUUGUUGAUCAUUAUGUUUGUAUAACCUGGAGGAGGAAAUCAUGGUAAAAACACAAUCCGGUUUAAUCAAUUCUAUAUACUGUAUUUUUUCUAUUCAGUAAAUCAGUUUCAAAUUUCUUAAUUUUUAACAAUGUAAAAAUGAAACUGAGGAAAUUUCAAAGCCAUGAACUGGCAAGGAAGGGGAAAACCCUACUUACAUUUCCUGUUUCCUAUCAACUAUGUACAAAGGUGACCCACUCAACCAUCCAUGUAGCCUAGCGAUGAACAUGUGAAUAAUUUCUUCAGAAUAUGAAUCCCACAGUUUGACUUACAAGAGUAUAAGUUAAAUAAAUACAACACAAUACGCUGUUUAAAAUAGCCGCACAUUCCCCAAUCUAUUGCAUACCCUACCCAGUGUUGUGUAUCUAGAUAUUAGCAUCAGACCAUCGGAGGUUUUAGAGGGGUGGAGUGGCUGGGGUAUAAUUAAGAGCUGCAACUUGAUAACCUUUAAGAUUUCCUGCUGGUAGACCUCCUUUGUCAUGAUGCAACAAAACCGUGUCGGUUCGUUUUUGUAACAGCAUCCAUUUACUUAAACUAACUGUGUUUGACAAAGAUUACCAGUAAUGUUGAUAUUACAAAUGUAAAGAAUAAAAGAAGUAUUUAGUACUCUGUGUUGCAUUAAGCAAACUUAAAAAGGUUUGAUUAUAAACAGGAUUUGUGUAUUCUUUAUUCACUAUCAAGGGGCUUGUCUUCUCUUCUCAAAGCAAUUGGGUUUUCAGAAAGUACUAUUGUGGUGAGAAGCCCGGAUUAGGUAUCUUUUUGAACUUGCUUCCUUUAAAAUCAUGAACCAGUAAGGGUAAUUGAAUCUAUGGAUCAAGUUACAGGGUUUAAAAAAUAGCUAGCAUUAGCAAGUAUUAAUCCAGUUGUCAACUCCUAUUAGAAGUGGUAUCUUUAAUAUCACUCGUAACAUGUCAGGUGUGGACACCGUUUGUCAUGAAUAGUUGGGUUUCUUAUGUUACAUCAAUUUCAUGACGAAAAUUAUUAUCAAUUAUAUUGAUUAAAGAUUUCAUGAUUAAAUUGUUUCUGAUAUUAUCAAUUAUUAAUUACAUUUAAAAUAAUUUCAAGUUUCAUCUUGUGUUGUUGUUAACAGUAUCAACUGAGUUUUCGGUUAUGUAGAAGUAAUUUAAAACCUGAGCUGAUGUAAUGCUGGGUCUCUGGUUAUCGCGUCCUUGAGAUGUCAAACCUCCAACUCGUUAGCAAAAUUCAAUUUUCAGAAAUAAGACAUUGAAUAUGAAAUGUUCUCCACCAUUCCUGUUGAAUCCUUAUCGAGAACGAAAUUAAGACGAAGACUCGAGUGUAACAUCUCUGCUUGAUGACCUCUGUUCGAGUCGGGCAACAGGUAGGAAACUAAUUUUUAGCUAUGUCCGGUAUUCUGACUGAAGCUCUUACCUCAAGAGCAGGUAAUGAAACCUGUUGUAAGGAUGAGUUAAAAACCAGGGUGUCUUUCGUCAAUUUAGGAUUUAUGCAGGAUUGUGGUAAUCAGAAACAAUAUGAGAGCUACAGCAGGCACUGCACCUCCAGCGGUGACCUAGCACAGUCAGCUGUGGCAGCCAAUUGUGUCAUGUUGUCUAAGAUAAUAACACUAUAAUGAUUUACUAAGUGAUCCGCAAAAUUGUUCGCUCUGGGAUGCUACUAGUAACCUUGGUAAUAAUGGCCUGAAAAGUGGGCCAAACCUGCUCACAGUGGUGCGUCGGGCUCAGCACGCGUGCAGCAUGCAUUUGCUGGAGGCAUGUACAAGUUAUUCCACUUAAAAACAAUAUUUUGUGUAUUAAGUAUUUGCUCAAAAGUAUCUGACAUGUGUAAAAUAAUGAAAGUAUGUAAACAAUUUUAUCAUCUUGAUACUGAACACAUUGCUUGAGGUUAACAAUCUUUUUUGUACUUUUUCUAAUACAGUAUAUUCAUCCUUUACCACAAAGUGGUGUUGUAAUUAUUAUUGUGGUUAGGAAAAAUUGAACUUUUUUUUUUCAUUAUUGUUAUUCAAUUAUUAUUAUUAAUGUAUAUUAUAUGAACUGAGAAUGUACUUACCUUUUCCAUCAUUGCCAAAGGACAAAUGCUUUUUGUGAUGAAUCUUUGCAUUUCUGUUCCUGUAUUACAAUAGUUUUUUUAUUCCAUGCUACAUGCUACAAAGUGGUUCCAAUUAAGAGGUAUUAAGCAAACGUUUCAUAGUCAAAAUAUAUCAUAAGUUAAAGUACUAGUACUGUUUAUAGCAGGAUAUUGAUUUUCUAAUUGAUGGAUAAUGGUUCCUGCAGGUUGCCUGACCACAUUGCAGGUGGUCUGGUCAACAUGUUGCUAGGUGGCCUGGCCACAUGAUACGUGAUGGUAAUACCCUGUGCAUGAUAAUGCACAGGGUAUUCUGGUUCAUGCUGCAGUACCAGAUGGUCCACAUGCUGCAAGUGGUCAGGUUCGUGCCACAAAAUUUCCAACAUUCUACUAAUGGUUUGGAGGGUGCUGUCUGGUGGCAUGGCCUGCAGACUGCAUGUGUUCAUACUACCUUCCUCAUUCUACCAAGCAGAUUAUUGGUCCAUGCUGCACUGCAUCUGCCCCGUGCUAAAAUCUUUUGUGUUUGCCCAUGGUUUUUGAGUGAAAAUAUUCACACAGAAUCGAUCAGUGCUCUCUCUUCAACUUGCUACUCUUGUAAGUCGAAUUUUAGGAUUUAUUUAAACAACCAUUACAAAUUGUCCUGUACCCAAUUGUUGGUGCCUCUUUGCACAUAAAAGGUGAUUGCAUGUUAAUAAUUGUUUUGUAAUUCAUAAAAAAAAUUGACAAGUUUGGUCGUAGUUGACAAUAAAAAAAAUAUUGAGUUAAGA